CCAUUGCAGAGGGCGUCCUGCCAAGAAGCCCAUUUAAGGAAAAGCAUGCAUUUAUGGAAUUUGAAAAAGACCUUGGGAGUUCAAGUGAAAAACAACAAUUAUUGGUUUCUGAACUCGAAGCUAUAAAUAUUUUAAAUGUAGAUAAAUGUUUAAGAACGUACUGGCGGAAAAUUAUUACAGAUGAGGUAGCAGAACUUUUCUCGUGGAAGGGAACUGGUACCAAAUGCAACGCUAUUGGUUUGGCGACGACGGCGGCAAUAAGAAGUACUGACUAUAAUAUUAUUU
Rhagoletis zephyria (snowberry fruit fly) is the source of this 285-nucleotide messenger RNA. RefSeq lists its product as uncharacterized. NCBI's taxonomy places the organism in Eukaryota, Metazoa, Arthropoda, Insecta, Diptera, Tephritidae. The record is from RefSeq and is a predicted model, not a curated record.